Anopheles merus is the source of this 668-nucleotide messenger RNA. RefSeq names its product 40S ribosomal protein S13 (gene RpS13). Bases 81 to 536 code for a protein of 151 amino acids. Gene Ontology annotation, molecular function: small ribosomal subunit rRNA binding; structural constituent of ribosome. The transcript is spliced from 2 exons. Gene Ontology annotation, biological process: translation. The record is from RefSeq and is a predicted model, not a curated record. Lineage: Eukaryota; Metazoa; Arthropoda; Insecta; Diptera; Culicidae. Gene Ontology annotation, cellular component: ribosome; cytosolic small ribosomal subunit; nucleolus.
GUCUUCCUCCAUCUUUCUUUUUGUCAAACUCUCGGUGAACUAAACACGCGGUGCGAAAGCACGAAUAAAAAUAUCGAAAAAUGGGUCGUAUGCACGCUCCUGGUAAGGGUAUUUCCAAAUCCGCGCUACCGUACCGUCGUUCCGUGCCGUCGUGGCUCAAGUUGAGCGCCGAGGAUGUGAAGGAGCAGAUCAAGAAGCUCGGCAAGAAGGGCAUGACUCCGUCGCAGAUCGGCAUCAUCCUCCGGGACUCGCACGGUGUCGCCCAAGUGCGCUUCGUCAAUGGCAACAAGGUGCUGCGUAUCAUGAAAGCCGUUGGCCUGAAGCCCGACAUUCCGGAGGAUCUGUACUUCCUGAUCAAGAAGGCCGUGUCGAUCCGCAAGCACUUGGAGCGUAACCGCAAGGACAUCGACAGCAAGUUCCGUCUGAUUCUGAUCGAGUCCCGCAUCCACCGUCUGGCCCGGUACUACAAGAUCAAGGCAGUCCUGCCGCCGAACUGGAAGUACGAAUCGAGCACUGCCUCGGCUCUGGUUGCCUAAGCGCAGCAAGAGGAGCGAAAGGAGUUAAACCGCGAGGAAGGGAGACCGACAGACCGGAAAGUGAAAAGAAGGAUCGUAUGCCUAACAAUGGUCUGACGAUGUUCAACUUCAAACGUGGGAUGUUGAGAAUUU